Molecule: messenger RNA, 369 nt
Organism: Heterotrigona itama
Lineage: Eukaryota; Metazoa; Arthropoda; Insecta; Hymenoptera; Apidae
Source: the annotation of a GenBank genome assembly
AUGCGUGAAUAUAAAAUAGUGGUGUUGGGCAGUGGAGGUGUAGGCAAGUCCGCCCUCACUGUCCAGUUCGUGCAAGGAAUCUUCGUGGAGAAGUACGAUCCAACGAUCGAGGACAGCUACCGCAAACAGGUCGAGGUCGACGGUCAACAAUGUAUGUUAGAAAUCCUAGACACAGCCGGAACGGAGUUAAUGAUCUUCUUACCCUCCUUCCCAUCUUCAAAAAAAAAAAAAAAAAGAAAAAGAAAAAAAAAUGAAACCACUUGUUUGAAGUUGCAAUUUAGGGACGAUAACGCUUGGUCUGUUCUGAGACAAAGGGGCCAUAAAUUAACAGAGCACUCUUCUUUCCGCAGGAACAAUUCACAGCCAUGA